CAGGGCCUCCUUGGGCCUUUGUGAACCCUGCAGAAGUCUGGGGACCCUUUUUAGGCCCUAAGCUGUGGCCUCUUCAGAGACUUCUUUAGUGCCCCGAGUGUUUUCCUAAUGCUAACAGAAGGUGGCCAGUGGAAGAAGCUUAGGCUUGACCAAGGAGUGGAAAAUCCCCAAAUCAUCUCGGUCAGCUUUACAGACACAACCAACUUGCUUCAUCCUCUGGCUCCAGGUUGGGCAGCAUGUGGGAAUGUAUUUAUAACUGAAGGGGAUCGGCUAAGAGGCUCCUCACGGCGUAAACCCAGGGACUUUUCACAUUCUGUCACGGACACGCAAUUUCAGUUCAUGAGUGAACAUUUAUGAUUAAGAAGUCAUGGGUUGCAGCAGUUCUUCAGCGAAAGACAAGAAAUCUGAGAAAGUGCUGAGAGCCACACUGAUCAUCCAGAACUGGUACCGAGGUUACAGAGCUCGCCUCAGGGCCAGACAGCACUAUGCCCUCGCCAUCUUUCAGUCCAUUGAAUAUGCUGAUGAACAAAGCCAAAUGCAGCUAUCCAACUUCUUUUCUUUCAUGUUGGAAAACUAUACUCGUGUACAUGAGGAAGAUCCAAAAUUGGCGAGUCGACUGUUUGAAAGCACCCUCCAGGAUAUCAAGGAUAGACAGGACUAUGUGGGAUUGGUAGAAGUCCCAGACUCCUAUGAGGGUCCUCGGCUGCAAUUUCCUCUCACUUUUCCUGAUAUCGAUUUACUUAUUGAGGCCUUCAAGAAACAACAGAUACUUCAUGCUCAUUAUGUCUUAGAGGUGCUGUUUGAAACCAAGAAAAUCCUCAUGCAGAAGUCGAAUUUCACUCACAUAAGUACUUCUCCCACCAAAGAGAUAACAAUCUGUGGUGAUUUGCAUGGGAAACUUGAUGACCUUUUGAUGAUCUUCUAUAAGAAUGGUCUCCCCUCAGAGAAAAACUCAUACAUCUUCAACGGUGAUUUUGUAGACCGAGGAAAAAAUUCCGUAGAGAUCCUAAUGAUCCUGUUUGUGAGUUUUCUUGUGUACCCCAAUAGCCUGCACUUGAACAGAGGGAACCAUGAAGACUUCAUGAUGAAUCUGAGGUAUGGCUUCACAAGAGAAGUUUUGCAUAAAUACAAGAUACAUGGGAAGAAAAUCUUACAAAUGUUGGAAGAAGUCUAUACCUGGCUUCCAAUUGGUACGAUCAUUGACAAUGAGAUCCUGGUCAUACAUGGCGGGAUAUCUGAUUCCACAGACUUGUGUUUACUCCACCGUCUACAAAGAAACAAAAUGAAAUCUGUGCUGAUGCCACCAAUGUCAAUAAUCGGAGACAAUGCCUCCAACCUGAAGAAAAAUAAACUAGGUGUCACCAUUAAUAUGCCAGAUAAAACCGAACAAAAUGAAUCUUUUUCGGAACAGCUAUCAAAGCACGAAUGGGAGCAGGUUACUGAUAUUCUGUGGAGCGAUCCCAGAGGCAGAAAAGGCUGCUAUCCAAACACAAGUCGAGGUGGGGGCUGCUAUUUCGGUCCAGACGUGACAUCUAAGGUUCUCAGUAAAUACCAGUUGAAGCUGCUCAUCAGGUCUCAUGAAUGCAAACCCGAAGGGUAUGAAAUCUGCCAUGACGGAAAGGUCAUUACUGUAUUUUCUGCUUCUAACUAUUAUGAAGAAGGCAGCAACCGAGGCGCUUACAUCAGACUGAGUUUUGGUACGAGCCUUCGAUUUUUCCAGUACCAAGUAACUAAGGCAACAUACUCGAAGCCUCUUCACCAAAGGGUGAAUACUAUUGAAAGCAGUGCCAUUAAGAUAUUAAAAGAGAGAAUAAUUGGACGAAAAACUGACCUCAUCCGUGCCUUCCAGCUUCAAGACCAUAGUCGAUCAGGAAAAAUUUCAACGACCCAGUGGGCUUUUUCCAUGGAGAACGUUUUGGGGCUGAACUUACCAUGGAGAUCCCUGAGUCCCCACCUAGUAAAUACAGACAAAAAUGGAGACAUUGACUAUAUGUCCAGCUUCCAGGAUAUCCACAUUGAAAAACCUGUGAAAGAGGCUCAGUCUACUGUCAUUGAAACUCUGUACCGAUAUCGAUCUGACCUGCAAAUCAUAUUUAAUAUCAUUGAUUCUGAUCACUCAGGUCUGAUCUCCAUGGAAGAAUUCCGGGCCAUGUGGAACCUUUUCAGUUCUCACUACAACGUUCAUAUUGAUGAUUUCCAGGUUAAUGAGCUCGCCAACACAAUGGACUUAAACAAGGAUGGGAGCAUUGACUUCAAUGAGUUUUUAAAGGCUUUCUAUGUAGUGCAUAAGUUCGAUAAAAAUUAGACACCGAGUUUGCUAAAGCCUCCUGAGGGAUUCCCUUAGUCCCCUUACAAACAGCUGGGCCCAAACCACAGACACAAUCUUUUCCAAGACCCUGAAAAUCCAUAGUCAAUAGUAGAGAAAAGUAGUCCCCAGUUCACAGCACGCAGACGCACAGUACGGAUGGGUACUGGGAGUGCCUGGCAAGCUGUUAGUUGUAAGACUAGGUUAAAUGUCAGCAGCUAGGAUUUGGCUCCAGGUUAGAACCCACACAGUGCCAGCGAGAAACUGGCUUCCAGCCUAGUGUUUGUCUCUUGGAUGCCACCUAACCAGGAAACCACAGCAAUUUUGAAACCUACUGAAAGGAACCCAUAGCGCUUCAGACAAAACUGCUGGGAGCAACAUCGGGAGUGAAGGCUGGGAGGAGGAUUACCAAACGAUGAGUGCAAUAAACCAGUCCCACCUUUCAGCUGCAGUCCUCUGUGCAGAUUCCUUA
Molecule: messenger RNA, 2777 nt
Organism: Lepus europaeus (European hare)
Lineage: Eukaryota; Metazoa; Chordata; Mammalia; Lagomorpha; Leporidae
Gene: PPEF1
Product: protein phosphatase with EF-hand domain 1
Exons: 17
Coding region: 368-2305 (645 amino acids)
Biological process (GO): detection of stimulus involved in sensory perception
Cellular component (GO): nucleus; cytosol
Molecular function (GO): calcium ion binding; protein binding; iron ion binding
Source: RefSeq, a predicted model, not a curated record